This is a messenger RNA of Limanda limanda (common dab), 2130 nucleotides long. RefSeq names its product leucine-rich repeat neuronal protein 3. Gene Ontology annotation, molecular function: protein binding. Bases 1 to 2130 code for a protein of 709 amino acids. The transcript has a single exon. NCBI's taxonomy places the organism in Eukaryota, Metazoa, Chordata, Actinopteri, Pleuronectiformes, Pleuronectidae. The record is from RefSeq and is a predicted model, not a curated record.
AUGAAGGACGUGUCAUUCGUGGAUCGUCUCUUUGUCGGCUUGGCCAUUGCCUCUUUUGUUGUGGCCACUGAGGAGAGGUCUGACUGCCCGAAACUCUGUGUAUGUGAGAUCAGACCCUGGUUUUCUCCCAGUUCCGUGUACAUGGAGGCACAGACAGUUGACUGUAAUGACUUGGGACUCUUUAGCCUGCCGGAAAAAUUACCAGUGGGCACACAAGUACUAUUACUGCAAACAAACAAUGUUGCCAAGAUUGAAAACCCGUUGGAUUACCUGGCAAACAUAACGGAGAUUGAUUUAUCACAAAACAACUUAUCCUCUAUCAGCGACGUCCAUCUGGGGAACCUUCCUCAGCUUGUAUCUCUUCAUAUGGAGGAAAACUGGAUAUGCAUGUUGCCAGAACGAUGUCUGGCAGAGUUGGGUAACCUGCAGGAGCUCUACAUAAAUCACAACCUCAUAUCCUCCAUUUCUCCACUGGCUUUCCAGGGUCUCAGCAACCUUGUAAGGCUCCACCUCAAUUCUAACAAACUGGUGGUCAUUAAGAGAGAGUGGUUCGAACCCAUGCCAAAUCUUGAGAUUCUGAUGAUCGGUGAGAAUCCAGUUCUUUCUAUCGAUGACAUGAACUUCAAACCUCUCAUUAACCUCCGCAGUCUUGUUCUUACCAGAAUGAACUUGUCUCAGCUUCCUGACGAUGCACUGGCUGGUCUUGAUAACGUUGAGAGCAUCUCAUUCUAUGAUAACAUUUUCCCCGAGGUGCCCCAUUCAGCCUUGAAAAAUUUAAAAAAUCUUAAGUUUUUGGAUCUAAAUAAAAACCCCAUUGCAAGGAUACAGAGAGGGGACUUUGUGGAUAUGCUUCAUCUUAAAGAACUGGGGAUCAAUAGCAUGCCAGAGCUAGUUUCCAUUGACAGCUUUGCCCUCAAUAACCUCCCUGAGCUCACUAAAAUAGAGGCCACCAACAAUCCUAAACUCUCCUACAUCCAUCCUAAUGCUUUCUACAAACUACCACGGCUGGAAACCCUAAUGCUAAAUGGCAAUGCACUCAGUGCCCUGCACAGGAUUACUGUUGAGUCCCUCCCAAAUCUCAGAGAAGUUAGUAUGCACAGCAACCCUAUCCGCUGUGACUGCGUAGUCCGCUGGAUGAACAUGAACAAGACUAACAUUCGCUUCAUGGAGCCUGAUUCACUCUACUGUGUGGAGCCUCCAGAGUACGAGGGGCAGCAUGUCCGACAGGUGCACUUCAGGGAGAUGAUGGAAAUUUGUCUGCCACUCAUCUCUCCCGAAAGCAUGCCAGGGCAUAUCAAAGCAAAGAACGGGAGCUCAGUGUCACUACAUUGUCGGGCAUUUGCUGAACCUGAACCGGACAUCUAUUGGAUCACCCCAUCUGGUGCCAGGGUUCUGCCCAACACCGUCUCUGAGAAGUUCUACAUGCACCCAGAGGGAACUUUUGACAUCUAUGACAUAACAGAAAACGAGGCUGGUCUUUACACUUGUGUUGCCCAUAAUCUGGUUGGAGCUGAUCUUAAAUCGGUUUCAGUAGAGGUAAAUGGAUAUUUCCCUCGAUCUUCAAAUGGUUCUCUCCAUGUCGCAGUGAAAUCCGUGGAGACUAACUCCAUCCUAGUUUCCUGGAAGGCUGGCCCUGGCACCCUCGCUCCCAACAUUAAAUGGUACACUGUGUCAGAAGCCAACCAUCCUACUAUAGCGUUUACCACUAGAGUUCCCACUGAUGUCCAGGUCUACAACCUCACCCAUCUCAACCCCGCCACUCACUACAAAGUAUGUGUGGAUGUCCGCAGCAUCCACAACAACCAUGACACCAAAUGUGUCAAUGUCACCACUAAGGGAAUAGAGCUGGCAGCCAGGGAUACGGAAAAAUGGGAUGCAGCAGUAAUUACUGUCUUUGGUGUGCUCUUGGCUGUGAUUUCAGUGGCCUGCCUGCUUAUUUAUGUCUCUCUGAGGAACCACCACCUUUAUGGGGAUAUAAGGAAAUGCGACUCCAAAGCUCCGCUGAAACCAGUGGAAGCUACUGCUAUGCACUCUCCUUUCUUUACAAAGCUGUGGGUUCCGGGUAAAGGACUGCCAAGUGGAGUGGAAGUGAAAGCCACAGUCAUAAAUGUAUCUGACAAUGUCUUUUAA